GGAAGUCUCUCCUUAGCUGAACUCUACAAAACUACGAGAUGCUUUCCACUUUCACACAAUAAGUGUGUGAGUAGGUCAACCAUUAGGACAGCCUUGCUGUGACAGAAACUAAAAUCAGUCUAAUGCUUUAAUCACUGGCCAACACACAGAUAGACAUCACUGUCAAUUUCUUCUUCUUCAAGCUUUUCAAGUCGCCGGGUAGAGACAGCCGAGUCAUGGCUGGGGACGAGUCGGACCAGCGGGCUCUGCAGUAUGAACAAACUCUGAAAUAUGGGCGCUACAGCGAGGAGUUCGGGGGGUUCACCAAAGAGGAGGCUGCUCGGCUGAGGGAGAGUGGGCAGAGACGAUCUGUCAGCCAGACCCUCGAACCGCUGGAGUACAACAAGGGACGCUGUGUCAAGUGUCGCUUCUGCACGGUUCGCUGUCUGAAGGUCCUGAUCUCAUGGAUCGGAGAGGACUGGGUCUGUCUCAUCCUGCUGGGAGUCCUCAUGUCCCUGGUCAGCUGGGGGAUGGACAUAGGCAUCAACUGCUGUCUAUUUGGACUAAUGUGGAUACACAACAGUCUGCACAGUAUCGUGUUUCUGCAGUAUCUGGCCUGGGUCAUCUACCCCAUAAUCCUUAUCUGCUUCUCUGCCGGGUUUGUCCAGAUUCUCGCCCCCCCAGCUUCUGGUUCAGGUAUUCCAGAGAUGAAGACCAUCUUGCGAGGAGCUGCGAUGAAGGAAUACCUCAGCUUUAAAGCGUUCAUAGCAAAACUUAUUGGCCUCACUGCUGCUCUGGGCAGCGGCAUGCCUCUGGGCAAGGAGGGUCCGUUCGUACACCUCGGCGGUUUGUGCGCUGCUGCCCUCAUGAGGUUCAUGUCUCUGUUUGGAGAAAUCUAUAAAAAUGAGUCAAGAUACACUGAGAUGCUGGCAGCAGCCUGUGCUGUGGGAGUGGGCAGCUGUUUUGCUGCCCCCAUAGGAGGUUUGUUGUUCAGUAUUGAAAUAACAUCCCAGUUCUUUUCGGUGAGAAGCUAUUGGAGAGGUUUCUUUUCUGCUACCAUUGGUGCCGUAAUGUUCAGAAUACUGGCUGUGUGGAACACUAACGCAGAGACCAUCACAGCCCUUUUGAGAACUAGUUUCCGGCUAGACUUUCCGUUUGCCCUCCAGGAGCUUCCUGCUUUUGCUGCCCUAGGGAUUGCCUGUGGUUUUGGUGGGGCUUUGUUUGUCUACCUGAAUGCAGUGAUUUCCCGGUUUGUCAAGAAACAGAAGGCCAACAAUGGAUUCCUUAUGAGAAAACAUCUGCUGUAUCCAGCGCUGGUGACAUUACUUAUUUCUACACUAACAUUUCCCCAAGGAUUUGGACAGUUUAUGGCUGGCAAGCUGAACAUGAUGGAGUCUAUGGAAGCAUUACUGGACAACCAGACCUGGUCUAAACACGGCAUCGAUGAGGAGUUGGAACACAUGGGACACUCUGAAGCCUGGAUGCACCCGCAAGUCAACGUCUUCGUCACCUUGAGCGUCUUUACUUUCAUGAAGUUCUGGAUGUCUGCCCUGGCCAUCACCAUGCCAGUGCCCUACGGAUCCUUCAUGCCAGUAUUUGUCAUUGGGGCAGGUUUUGGUCGUCUGGUUGGAGAAGGCAUGGCAGCCUGGUUCCCAGAUGGUUUUCACACAAAUGGCACCAUGUACCCCAUAAUGCCAGGAGGCUAUGCUGCCGUGGGUGCGGCGGCCUUGUCGGGAGCGGUCAGCCACUCGUUUUCCACCGCAGUCAUUGUGUUUGAGAUGACUGGCCAGCUCACCCACGUCCUGCCGAUUAUUAUAGCAGUGAUCCUGGCCAACAUGGUGGGGCAGGCCCUCUCGCCCUCCCUCUAUGACUCACUCAUCAAGAUCAAGAAGCUGCCCUUUUUUCCAGAGCUGGGCUGGGGACAAAACGAAAAGUAUAGUAUUCACGUCGAGGACUUUAUGGAGCGGGACGUGCAGUACGUCACACUCAACUGCAGCUACAGAGACCUGCAUAAUGUCCUACUGACGGGUGACCACAACACUGUGGCACUAGUGGAAUCAGCUGAGUCCAUGAUCCUGUUGGGCUCCAUCGAGCGAGCCCAGCUCCAGGAGCUGCUCUCCCUGCAGUUCGGCCCCCCCGGACAUUUAGAGAACAUCAGCGAACAAGCCAUCAAGGAUGAGAACAAGCCAGUCAGUCAGGAGGUCCGCUUCCAGAUCUCUACUGAGGACUCAUCCUUAAGCCCUACUCGUCCAGUCCCUCAGAAGCCUCUCAAACCUGCACUGAAGAGACCCUCUUUGGAGGAGCAACCCACUGGUCCACAUGAUCAUUCGGGCAAUGUUUUCAAGAACCUGUACAGCGCCAGUCCAGACUCAGACGCCCCGGAGAUUACAGAGUGGGAGGAGAAGCAGCUUGAUAAGCAGGUCAAUUUCAACAAUUGCAACAUUGACGACUCCACAAUCCAGCUGGUGGAGCACAUGUCCCUGCAUAAGACCCACACCAUCUUCUCCGUGCUGGACCUCGACCACGCCUUUGUCACCAGCGUCGGACGCCUCGUGGGGGUGGUUUCCGUCAAAGACCUUCACAAGACCUUCAAGGGCACUGUGAAAGAGAAGGGUGCAAAGGUGCUUCCUGCUCUGGCCAGCUUCCGGGACAAGGGCAAAAGCAGCAGCAAGAACAACACCACCGAGGUCCAAAAGCUGUGGGAUCGUCUCAGAAGCAUGCAGCCGCCACACGAGCACACCCACUCCGAGUGAGGGAAAGUAGAGGGGGAGGAGGAGGAGGCAAUGAGAUGGUUAAUCUCACAAAGCCACAAAAAUGCAAAAAAAUCCUCAGGGCUUGGGAUCAAUAUUUAAUGAUGGAAAAAGUAUUUUUGCUACUUUCUCUUCACCAUCUACUUUGCUUCAUGGGACUCAUGCUUGGAUCUGCAAAAAGCAUCUGUUGAAGAAGUCUUCCAUUUAAGAAGAUAAAUCCAGCAAUGAUGACAAGGAAGAAUAAUGUGAGUGUGUACUUUACUUUAAGUGUGAGUGUAUGAAAUAAGGUAAUGUGAGUAUGCAUUAAGAGGGAGGUAGCAAAACACUAUUUCACUUAGAAUUCGUUUAAUACUUUGGAUAAUAUCAUUUCUGAAUGAUCAGGUGGUCUGGGUUUAACUGGAAUUUGCCAUGGAACUAUUUUUUGUAAAUUACUCUACAGUUUGUCCCAAUGACAAUUACUAGACUAAGGGGACUGGUGCUUUAGUCUGCGUUUUUUUUUCCUUGUUUCCUUUUUACCUCUUUUCCUUUGUCUUCUCAUCUCUUCACUGUGAGUCUUAAUGGUCAGACUGUCUAUGCAAGCAGACAUGCCUGUUGGCAGUGGCAGAAGCGCCUGUAGCCCAUUCCAUAAUGAACACUCCUUUCCUACUGUGGUUAGGGCAUUACAAAGACACAUAGAAACCCA
Messenger RNA from Etheostoma cragini (Arkansas darter), 3411 nucleotides. RefSeq names its product chloride channel protein 2-like. Gene Ontology annotation, molecular function: voltage-gated chloride channel activity. Gene Ontology annotation, biological process: transmembrane transport; chloride transport. The record is from RefSeq and is a predicted model, not a curated record. The transcript is spliced from 23 exons. The coding region runs from base 216 to 2732 and encodes 838 amino acids. Lineage: Eukaryota; Metazoa; Chordata; Actinopteri; Perciformes; Percidae. Gene Ontology annotation, cellular component: membrane.